AUGAUACAGGUCAAGCUUAAAACGUGCCUGAAAAUGUGCAUUCAAAGAUUAAGAUAUGCACAAGAAAAGCAACAGGCGAUUGCAAAGCAGUCUCGAAGACAGGUCGCGCAACUUCUAUUAACAAACAAAGAACAAAAAGCGCAUUAUCGCGUAGAAACAUUGAUUCACGAUGAUAUUCAUAUUGAACUAUUAGAAAUAUUGGAACUAUACUGUGAAUUGCUAUUGGCUAGGGUGCAGGUGAUAAAUGAUAUCUCCAAUGAAGAACAGCUGAUCAAGGAGCAUAUGGAAGACGGUAUUAACGAGGCUAUUAGAUCCCUAAUUUAUUCAAUUCUUUUUGUUGAUGAAGUGAAAGAACUAUGCCAAUUGAAGGACUUGAUGACUUGGAAACUAGAUGCUGGGUUUGUCACUGGGAUUAUAACGGAUCAUAUCGAUGUUCCUGAUAAAAUCGUGCAAAAAUGCUCUCCUUCGGUGCCAAAAGAGGAACUUGUCGACUUAUAUUUAACAGAAAUUGCAAGAACGUAUGACGUGCCUUACAGUAAACUGGAUGAUUCUCUAUCCUCGUCCUCUUCUAGCAUUUCUUUAGGCUCUACUGGUGCUCCAGGAGAUGUUAAAGAAACAGACGAAGAAAAGCCCAUACUAGCCUUAGAUAAUGACGAGAAUGACACCGCGGAUGCUAAACACCCUAUCACUAUCAAAAAGCCUAGACAAAAUAGUGAGAAUAUAAACAACGAACUGAAGAUUCCAAAGGACAUUAAAAAGGAAGUAAUUGAUAAGAAACAAUCUGAAAAAAAAACCACCAAAAGGAAGACCAAAAAAGAACAAGAAAAUGAUGAACUGGACGAGUUAAAGAAACGUUUUGAUGCUUUACGUAGAAAAUAA
This is a messenger RNA of Saccharomyces eubayanus, 879 nucleotides long. RefSeq names its product Ist1p (gene IST1). The record is from RefSeq and is a predicted model, not a curated record. The transcript has a single exon. Bases 1 to 879 code for a protein of 292 amino acids. Lineage: Eukaryota; Fungi; Ascomycota; Saccharomycetes; Saccharomycetales; Saccharomycetaceae. Gene Ontology annotation, biological process: protein transport.